CUUUUUUCUGUCUCAGUUUUUAUUUAUUCUUUAAAUCUAUUUUUUUGCACUCCAGUAACUAUAAUGCUAUCUCAAAAUGUUGUAAAUUUCAUAAAUCAUGUUUUUAUUGUGCACUUAAGGUGUACUCAAUCAAACUAUUUUAAGAAUGGUGUUUAUUUGAUAUUGCAAAUUAACUUAAUGUACGUAGUUACUUUCCACCCAUGUAAACCAUUACAUUUCACAAUUAUAGUGUACCCUUUAAAUUUAACCUAACCUUUUUUUUUUUUUUUUGACGACACACCUGAUGGCGGAAGUCCUGUGGCCUACAAAAUGACGAUUUCCGCUUUCAGUUUAAGAUGAUGGACAAGCGAGUCAUACGCAGUGUAACCGGCGGGCACUGAGACCACGCGGAACGUGCUGUGCUGUCAGUUAGCCGUUGAUGCUCCUCGUUCACACCGGAUAGACACCAGCUGAGAUCCUACGUCUGUGUGGACAGACUGGAAUAUUAAUUCAUAACUCACCUUCUUUUCUCUCUUUAACUUAUGUGUUCAUGAUGAGGUGAGGAUGGCUAAGCGACCGGGGACUGACGACGGGAUGUUGACUUCUUCGCCGACCAUUCUCCGGGACUUCGCGUCCGAUUCGAGCCCCGGAGACGUGGUGAACAUGGACCGCAGCGACGGAGGAGCCGCGGAGGUCUCCCUGGAAGACAUCCUGAAACUGUACAGCCAGCCGAUCAACGAGGAGCAGGCCUGGGCCAUGUGUUAUCAGUGCUGUCGGACUUUAGCGCAGAAACGUCGGAGGAAAAGCUCCAAGUCUGCCGGCGGCUCAGCCGCCGUCGACUACCCGAAGAGGAUCGAGGGACCCGGUGAUGUGAGGAUUGGGAGAGACGGGAACGUGAAGCUGCUCUUUGAGGACGACACAGAUAAAUACCAACCGGCUGCAACGUCGUUAGAGGUCAUUGACUCAUUGGGUGUCAUGAUUUACAAAGCUCUAGACUACGGCCUCAAAGAAAAUGAGGAGCGUGAACUCAGCCCGCCGCUGGAGCGCCUGAUCGACAUGAUGACCAACGCCGAAAAAAACCAGAGUGACCCCUGCCCUGAUGAGGGCUACGAAGCCACAGAGGAGGAGGAUGAGUGUGAGGAGGAAGGAGAGGAGGAGGAGGAGGAGGAAGAAGAGGAGGAAGAAGAAGAAGAAGAGGAGCCCGUCUCCGCCGCCACCACCACCAGCUCCGUCAGCAGCAUUCGCAGCUAUCGAGACCUCAUGACGCUAUGCGCUUCCCACCUGCCCAGCACAUCCGGCGCCGCGAGUCAUUACCAGGCUGUGUGUCGUGCUCUGUACGCCGAGACCAGGGAACUACACACCUUUCUGGAGAAGAUCAAGAAUGCCAAAGAGAACCUUCGGAAAAUGGAAGGCGGGACUCGGGAGGAACCUGUUGGAGACCUCGAUGAGCUGCAAAAUGCAGAUUGGGCACGGUUCUGGGUGCAGGUGAUGCGAGAUCUACGAGAUGGUGUUAAAUUGAAGAAGGUUCAGGAGCGUCGGUAUAACCCGUUACCCAUUGAAUACCAGCUCACCCCGUACGAAAUGCUGAUGGACGAUAUCCGCUCCCAACGCUACAAGCUGCGAAAAGUCACGGUGAAGGGAGACAUCCCACCGAGGUUAAAGAAGAGUGCUCAUGACAUCAUUCUUGAUUUCAUCAGGUCGAGACCGCCUCUCAACCCUGUUGCAGCCCGUAAACUGAAACCCCACCCGGCACGUCCCCGGAGCCUCCACGAGCGACUGCUGGAUGACAUCAAAUCUGAAAGGAAGCUCAGGCCGGUCUCACCCGACAUGAUCCGCAGAAACCGCCUAGUCAUGCGACCUCUUAGCAUGUCUUACAGCUUUGACUCAUCAGGUGCAGGGAAAAGCAUCAGCACUCCUCAGGACUUGUUCCGCGGCUCAGACACUCCUGAUGCACCCAGGAAAUUGGCUGUCAGCACCCAGCUUUUGGAUAGUGGCCCCCUGCUGGGACCAAAUCAAGGUGGAGCCCAGCCCCUUAGCCAGAUGAAGAGGCUGCUUAAAGCGCCCGCACUGGCUGAGCUGGACAGCUCCGAAUCUGACGAGGAGCCCACACAGAGCAGCUCCAGUAUGUCCACAUCUUUGACGGAGGACAUGUCACCUGAGCCUGUCGUAGGUAAGAAGGUUCCUCCAAAGUUCUUGCCUGUGUCUGCGACCCCACAGCCGGACAAGCGUCGGUCUCCACAGAGGCGGCACUCAAUCGAGAAGGAGGCCCCCACCAAUGUCACCCCCUUUCUACCUCCAUCCAGACAGAGCUCCAAGUCUUUGCUGAUGGCGGAUCCCAGUGCCAAGGUGGAAGCCGCCAGCGGUGCUCAGGGCACGGAGGAGUUCUGCUACCCAGUGGAGUGUCUGGCUCUGACGGUGGAGGAGGUGAUGCACAUCAGACAGGUUCUGGUCAAGGCAGAGCUGGAGAAGUUUCAGCAGUACAAAGAAAUCUACACUGCCCUCAAGAAAGGAAAGGUCUGCUUUUCAUGUCGGACCAAGAGGUUCUCUCUCUUUACCUGGUCCUACACCUGCCAGUUCUGCAAAAGGCCUGUGUGUUCCCAGUGCUCUAAAAAGAUGCGGCUGCCAUCCAAGCCCUACUCGACCCUGCCCAUCUUUUCUUUGGGCCCCAGUACUGUGGCUAAAGAAGAGGCAAGUGGAGCGUCUGCCCCAGCUGUGCCAGAAAGGCACCCAUUCGGGUCUGGAUACAGCCGAAACAGCCUACGCAGAAGUGCUUACAAGUUGUCGAAGCAAAGCGGCAGCAGUACCAGCAAAGAUGGACAGUCGCAGGAUGAGCCUGAGCUGCCCAAGGAGCUUACUGAGAACUGGGUCACCAUGGAGAUCUGUGUAGACUGCAAAAAGUUCAUCACGGAGAUCAUCACCUCCAGCAAGCGCAGCCUGUACACGGCCACCAAACGCGCCCGUCUCAAUCGCAAAACCCAAUCGUUCUACAUGUCGUCGUCUAACUCGGUCAACUUCAGGCCUUCUGAGCGCACCAUCAAUGAGGUGUAGGAGGUGGGACUGCCCUUUGCACUUUUCUUCACGCCUCUCCUAGAGCUGAGUCGUUCAAUGAGGGGAAAAAAACAAAAAAAACAACCUUCAAUGAAGCAAGUCCAUCCCCGCCCCAAAGUUUAUGAAGGUUCUUAUACCUUACCCUGUCUCAGGGAAAGUUGGCAGGCUAUGAUUGGUCAUGACUGGUCAGGACUGUAUGGUAGCUGCCAGAUAACAAAGGAGAGCCAUGUUUCUAUAAAUAAAUCAGUGACAUCAAUUAAUUGCUGAUGUUGCAAUUGUGAUCCAGGUAAGAGAAUGUAUAUUUGACAUUAAAGUGGGAUCCAGAAAGCCAGAAAGCCAAAAGCUGCAGUGAUAAUAUGUAAUCUUAGGCCCCUUCCUAACCGUGGCUUUGAAUAUAGUUUCCAGUUCCUGUUUACUUCUAGCACUCAGGAUUAGCAACAGAUUGUCUUUUGACAGAAAUGCACUGUAGAUCUUCCUGUCAGGUCUGUUGGGGUAAACCUCCACCACUCUCCUGCCCUCCUCUUUUAUUCUUCCAGCAACAAUGAUGCCAAAUGUAACAUCAUUCAUUUUAUAGCCAGUUUAAUGUAUAUUUACUGUUUUCUCGUGUUGUAGGGACGACACGUUGGGGUGAGAAUAGUCAUAUUAUUUUUCUGGGGGGGGGGUUUAGCUAGUAGUUUUAAUGUAAAUUCAAUUCUGUGCCUGGUGCCAAAAUGUAAUUGCUUUCUUCAAAUGCCUUUUGUAGUUCUGGACCUAUUGUACAUAUGUGUUAUAAACUCACUGGGGGACAUUUUUAGGGUAAUCCAAGGUUUUGUUUCUUGCCCUUUCCAUUAAGCUGGGCAACAGAAGCACAGAAAUGUAGGGUUAUGAAUGUGUAAAUGUUGUAAAUCUUAAUUGUUGCAAAUUUAAAUUUAAUAUAAAGUAGAACUAUAAUUUUACCAUGUUAAGAUUUCUGCCUCUGGAGUUUCUUCAUUUGAAAUUCUUCUCUGAAAACUUUAUUAUUGUGUUUGUGUCCAUGUAAUAAGAUUUUAUUUCUAUUGUAUAGUUUAUAAAGUCCUCAGUGUUAAAGUACUCUCCUAGAUCACAAAUCGCACUUUUAUUGGACCAAUUUAUUGUUCAUAUAUAUAUUUUGUUUUUUUUGUGUAAUUAAUAAUAAUUAAAAUCUUUGUUUUUCACCUCUUGGAGGGCGAGAGUCCAUAGUGCCGUUUCCCAGAGUUCUUCAUGAAUGAAAAUAUGUGUGAAUGGCUGAAGGUUGUUUGUGAGAUGGACUAAUGGGUAAAACAAAACACUAUUUAAUUGAAUGUAGGCAAGUUUAUAACUGUCAUUGAAUAUGCUUUAUGAACGUGUUAUCCCUUUCAAGAAACUUUUACUCUCUCGCACACACACAGACAUGCGCUCAUAUAGUAUGUUUUGUGACGGUAGUUAUCAAAUUAACAAAGCCUAACCAGCCUGUUCAAUAACGAUGCCAUGUUCAGUAAAACCAUACAUCUGACCAGUUUUAUUUUAGACCUCUGUUAGGAAUGUAUGCAUGCUGUACUGUGAUCUGUUUGUUUUUAUCAAAGAAAUUAUAAUAAAACCAUCAUUCUUA
Molecule: messenger RNA, 4612 nt
Organism: Anarrhichthys ocellatus (wolf-eel)
Lineage: Eukaryota; Metazoa; Chordata; Actinopteri; Perciformes; Anarhichadidae
Gene: spire1a
Product: spire-type actin nucleation factor 1a
Exons: 20
Coding region: 544-3027 (827 amino acids)
Biological process (GO): polar body extrusion after meiotic divisions; intracellular transport; cleavage furrow formation
Cellular component (GO): cytoplasmic vesicle membrane; cell cortex
Molecular function (GO): actin binding; microtubule binding
Source: RefSeq, a predicted model, not a curated record